AUGGAGGUCCUAGAACCACGUGGUGGUGGUGGAAUGAACGCGUCGUUCCUUGAUCUUCCCGACCGCAGCUCAUCACUGUGCGGUGGGCUCGAAACUCCAACGCCAAAUCGCUGGCUUUCUGAUACAGUCCCAGCGCCUUUGAUUGAACUGGGGCAGUCGCUGACCGAACCUGCACGUGAAACGACUCCUCAUAGGGCCCUCGAGGCUCGAAAUGUCAAGCGGAAGGCGUCCCGGGUGCUGGGGCGAGCCACUUUGGAUACAGAUGUUGAGGACACGGGUAAAGCACUCGCAGGCCUCCUAGCGCAAGUGCAAAGGGUGUACCAGGACCGGCUGGAACAGAUACAGACACAGUUGGCCGAAGACCUAGAGAGCUGGAAGGCUGAACAGCAGGCUCAGGAAGACCUGCUCAAAGAACGCAUCGCCACACUGGAAAGCGAAGUCACCCAGCUUCGGGCUGAACUAGAACAAGUUCGAAAGGCGACGCCAGAGCAAACCGCAGUGCCACAGUCCACUGAGCGUGGGCCAACGGUGCCAAAAACACUCCGCACUCACGAUCAAGACCAUCUCCGAGCCCGCGCUCAAGACUACGUACCAGGACCUAAGCCCGUAUCUCGUCACAACCAACCGUCAUCGAGCUUCGCGGACAUCGCCGCACUGCUGGCCACCAAGCCUGGAGGGCACGAGCCAAACGGCCCCCGUGUGGACAAAGAGGACAUCAUCCUUGCGGUCAACCGCGGACUUGCCCAAGCCGAAUUCCCAGGCUUCGUCCGGGUAAUUGAUGCGGGAUAUAGUAGCACUGGUGCGGUCACCGUGCUCUUGGAGAAAGAAGCUCUAGGGUCUAUGCUAGUACCUGCCUACUGGGACUUGGUGGUUGCAGCAGCACGACAGGCAGAUCCGGCAAUCAUUUCGGCCGAGCUACCGGAGCAGUGGUACCGAGUCAAGGUGCACGGAGUUCCGACUCGUCGCUACCUAAGCUGUGGACUAGGCCUUGCCAGGGAGGAAAUCGAACUAGGAAGCCGGAUCCGACUGAAGAGAGACCCUACGUGGCUUCGGCGACACAGGGAUAUGCAGGAUGGCAGCAGGAAAUGGUCUACUAUCGUCGUCACUGUAGGGUCCCUCGAGGAGGCCCGGGAGCUUCUGAUCCAUGGGAUUCGGUUUGGAGGAAACCGGUAUAAGACAGAACACUACUGGGAAGUGGGGGUAGAUACGGUCUGCCCUCGAUGCUGCCGCCUUGGCCAUCGCAGCUUCAAAGCCUGUGGGAGCAAUCCGCCAUGUUGCUUUAUCUGUGCGGGCCCACAUGAGGGACACGAGCACACUUGUCGCGUAGUAGAAUGCUCGGCUAAGGCAGGCACCGCCUGCCAACACACGCCCGCGAAAUGUGGUAACUGUGGAGGGCCACAUUCCGCCACCGCUGGAAAUUGCCCAGCUAGGCGUGCGGCUCGAAAGCAGCAACGGGAUAGCAGGGAAGCCUAUCGAAGCGACUCGGUGCCGUCGGCCCCGAAUCGCCCGGGAUCACCCACGAUCGAUUUGCAAAGGCCUACCGCGGGAGUGCGUAGCAGCGUAGCCUCGGAGGGUUUAGCCCCGACGAAUCGGCAAUCCCCCGCAGACCGACAGCCAAGAGCAGAGGAAGCGAUGGACCUCAGUGACGACGCCUCGGAAGGGACUAACGCGACGGUGGAUGACCAAUCUGAUCAAUAA
Messenger RNA from Penicillium subrubescens, 1698 nucleotides. RefSeq lists its product as uncharacterized. The record is from RefSeq and is a predicted model, not a curated record. The coding region runs from base 1 to 1698 and encodes 565 amino acids. The transcript has 2 exons. Lineage: Eukaryota; Fungi; Ascomycota; Eurotiomycetes; Eurotiales; Aspergillaceae.